AUGAGAGUUACAAUAGAUUGUUUUAAAGACAAGUAUCCACCAACAGAUCCACCAACUAUCACCACGUCACCAUCAGAUGAGACAGUUCACAAAACAAACGCAGUGACAUUAAGUUGUGAAGCUGCGAGAGGCAAACCAGCCACGGCUGUUAUAUAUACAUGGAAGAAAGGCAGUGAUGAUAUCAGCAUAGGUGGUAGAUAUAGGCUCAAUGGUGGAUCAUUGACUAUAAUUAAUAUUGUAAGAGAAGAUGAUGGUAUAUAUACAUGCUAUGCUAGUAAUGGUGUAGGACAACCAGAUAGUGCAUCAGCUACAGUUACUGUGUAUUAUCCACCAACUAUCACGACUUUACCAUCAGAUGAGACAGUGACUGAAGGCAGCAUCUCGUUGACAUUACAAUGUACAGCCACUGAUGGUAAACCAGCUACACUCAUUACAUACACAUGGAGGAAAGACGAUGGUGAUAUCAGCAUAGGUGGUAGAUACAGUCUCAAUGGUGGAUCAUUGACUAUCAGUACUAUUGUAAGAGAAGACGAUGGUGUAUAUACAUGUUAUGCUAGUAAUGGCAUAGGACAACCAGAUAGUGCAUCAGCUACAGUUACUGUAUAUUACUACUAUAGUGGAAUUGGUGAUUCGAUAUCCAUGAACGUAUCUGUCAAUGCCAACCCAUUACCUGUUACGUUUGGCGAUUGGAAAAAUUACGACGUAGUUUUAACUGACAAAGUAGAUACAUUGUCUAUGAGUACUGUAUUUAUCAACGAAGUCAGGGAACUCCAUUUCGGCGUAUAUAAUAUAACCGCACAUAAUGACAUUGGAAGUGUUGUACUCCAGGUCAAUUUACAUCAUGCAGGAGUACCCGACGCACCUACAUCCAUGAAUAUAAUUGACCGUUCUUAUGAUAGUUUAUCAAUAUUACUCUUGCCUGGAUAUGGUGGAGGAGAUGGUAGAGACAUAGUACAUUACAUUGAAUAUCGUUCGGCAUUAGAAGCGUCAUUCCAGUCUUGGCCAUCUGACGGAAUGGGAACAAGAAAUACCACUAUAUGGAUUAUGCAGUUACAGCCGUCAACUGCUUAUGAAAUAAAAGCAAAGACAGGCAACAUGUAUGGAAUCGGGCAGUUUUCUACUACAUAUGUAUUUGUUACUUAUC
Messenger RNA from Saccoglossus kowalevskii, 1144 nucleotides. RefSeq lists its product as uncharacterized. The record is from RefSeq and is a predicted model, not a curated record. Gene Ontology annotation, cellular component: neuron projection. Lineage: Eukaryota; Metazoa; Hemichordata; Enteropneusta; Harrimaniidae. Gene Ontology annotation, biological process: DNA integration. Gene Ontology annotation, molecular function: nucleic acid binding; protein binding.